Messenger RNA from Kuraishia capsulata CBS 1993, 1494 nucleotides. RefSeq lists its product as uncharacterized. Gene Ontology annotation, cellular component: cytoplasm. Bases 1 to 1494 code for a protein of 497 amino acids. Gene Ontology annotation, molecular function: guanyl-nucleotide exchange factor activity. NCBI's taxonomy places the organism in Eukaryota, Fungi, Ascomycota, Pichiomycetes, Pichiales, Pichiaceae. The record is from RefSeq and is a predicted model, not a curated record. The transcript has a single exon.
AUGGUCGCAUUGAACAGAAAACGUCGUUCUAGUAACGAACCGUUGGUUCGUCCCGAGGGUGCUGUUCGUAUCUCGAAGAAGGCUAGACACUCUUCUACCUUGGCCUCGAUCAGGGCUUCGAGACUGCCUACCAUCAACUCCGUUCCCGAAGCCAAGACUGAAAAAUUGGACGUCUUUGUUUGGGGUACCGGUUCAAUGUGCGAGCUUGGCCUGGGCCCGGCUGCUAGUACCAAAGAGGUCAAGAGACCGAGACUGAAUCCUCUUCUGAAGAAAGAGGAUGUUGGAAUUGUCGAUUUUGCAGCUGGUGGUAUGCACACUUUGGCGCUGGACCACAACAACCAAGUUUGGUCGUGGGGAACCAAUGAUUCGGGUGUUUUGGGAAGAGAUACCAGCAAUGCCACCUCGGAGAAGCUAAAGGACAUGGACGCCGCUGACAGUGAUGACGAAGACGGUGAUCUGAAUGAACUGGAAUCUACACCAGGUUUGGUGCAGGGUUUGCCCUCGGACUUGAAGAUUGUUCAAUUGGCUGCGACUGACAACCUGUCUGCGGUUUUGCUCGAAAAUGGUGAAGUGUAUGCAUGGGGUACAUUUAGAUGUAAUGAGGGACUGCUUGGUUUUCAGGAUGGAAUCUUGAUCCAGCGUACCCCCAAGAAAAUAGAGGGCUUUGAGAACGUGAGCCAAUUGGCCUCCGGAAAAGAUCAUGUGCUAGGUCUGGAUACCAAGGGUAUCGUGUAUGCGUGGGGUAACGGCCAGCAAUUUCAGCUGGGCCGCAAGAUCGUUGAAAGAACCAGAAUGACAUCGUUGGAACCCAGAUCUUUUGGUCUCAAGAAUGUCAAGUUCAUUGGUAGUGGUGAAUUCCACAGUUUUGCAAUCACAACGGAUGGAAAGGUUUUGGCGUGGGGACUCAACCAAUACGGACAGUGUGGUGUUGCUGCAGAGAUUGAGGACGAGGCAGUUUUGCAAAAACCCACAGAAAUCGAAGCUUUGACCGGAAAAGACAUUGUCUAUAUCACUGGUGGUGAACACCACUCCAUUGCCUUGAGUUCGUCUGGUGAAGUUUACACUUUUGGCAGAUAUGAUAUGAAGGAGGUUGGUAUCCCCAAGGACAAGCUUCCCGAAUACACAUUCAAGGAUCAACAUGGAAACCCAAGAUCCAUACCUGUUCCCACCAAAUUGGAUAGUCUCCCUCCGGUGAAGACUGUUGCUGCUGGUUCGCACCACUCGCUGGCAGUAACCACAGACGGCAUCGUUUUUGCCUGGGGCUUCGGUGAUACCUAUGCCGUCGGCCUCGGAAACUUGGAUGAGGAUGUGGAGAAACCAACCAGAAUCAACAACACCGCAACCAGAGACCACAAUAUCGUUUCUGUUGGUGCCGGUGGUCAGUUCAGUAUCAGUGCUGGUGUGAAGCUUGAUGAAGAUGCUUCCGAAGACAGAACUGAAAAAAUCGAAGAGUUUGAAGAAGAGUUGGAAUCCAAAACUGCAAAUGGCCAUUAA